Paralichthys olivaceus (Japanese flounder) is the source of this 1299-nucleotide messenger RNA. RefSeq names its product GRB2 related adaptor protein a (gene grapa). Gene Ontology annotation, molecular function: phosphotyrosine residue binding; epidermal growth factor receptor binding. NCBI's taxonomy places the organism in Eukaryota, Metazoa, Chordata, Actinopteri, Pleuronectiformes, Paralichthyidae. The record is from RefSeq and is a predicted model, not a curated record. Gene Ontology annotation, cellular component: cytoplasm; plasma membrane; COP9 signalosome. Gene Ontology annotation, biological process: signal transduction; regulation of MAPK cascade.
CGAGCUCACUCUCUCUCAUCCUCUUCUCCGUCUCCCUUGCGCGCUCUCAAGCUCGGCGGACGGACAGGACCUUUCUCCUCCUCUCCCUCUCUUCCUGUCUGUUAUUUCUUUGUACCAUCUUCCUUUAUCUUUUCAUAUUAUUAUUAUUUUCCCUGCCUGCCACCCCCCUUCCCCGUGUCAGGGGCAAUAGUGGGGGUCCCCAAAGUGUGGGUUUGAGAGUGUGUGUGUGUGUUUUGGAGGGUUUCGGCAUGGAAGCAGUGGCACUGUAUACGUUCCGUGCCACUGAGGGCGAUGAACUCAGUUUCAACAAAGGCGACAUGCUCAAGAUCACCAACAUGGAGGAUGAUCCUAACUGGUACACGGCUGAGCUCCACAACAGAAAAGGCUUUGUGCCAAAGAACUACAUCAACCUGCGGCCGCACGCCUGGUUCGCCGGCCGUAUAUCCCGCGGUGUGGCCGAGAGUCGACUCAGACACAGGGAGUGUGGAGCUUUCCUGGUCAGAGAGAGUGAAAGUGCUCCCGGAGAGUUCUCCAUGUCCGUGAGCUAUGGGGACCACGUUCAGCAUUUCAAGGUGCUGCAGGAUCGCUGUGGUCAGUACUACGUGUGGGACGAGCUCUUCUCCUCGCUCAACGAGCUGGUGGAGUUCUACCAUAGCAACAGCAUCGCUAAGGAGAGGAACGUCUUUCUGAGAGACCCCGAGCAAUUCGCUAGGCGUCCCCAUCACGCGCACGCUCUCUUCGACUUCUCCCCCCACCACCCUUCCCAGCUACGCUUCCUGCGCGGCGACGUCAUCGAACUCAUUGACUGCUCUGAUUCGCUGCGCUGGAGGGGCCGUUGCCAUGGGCACGUGGGCUUCUUCCCACCAGAGUACGUCCAGCCUAUUUACCAGUGCCAAUGAACUGACGUGUCAAUCAAACACAGAGCCAACACCGCAGGUUCCUCGAUUGAGCCAUCUCGACCCUCGCCCCCCCACACUGCUCCCCUGCUCUGCACUCGCCCAAUUAAUUUCCAGAGUGGACGACUGACGAGCUGAUGCUGAACUGCUCUUAAGUAACUGACUCCUCCAAUUUCCUGUGAUGUCACAAGCCUCGUCCAAUCGGUUGCCACAGCGUCAUCAAUUGCUCUCACCCGAUCCCACGACCCCACUUCUCUGUAAUCAUAAAAAAUUCCAGAUUUGGACCUAAACACUGUGGAGAAUUCACAGACUAACACACACACACCUAGACAUAAUCAUUUAUUGCAGCUUAUACGCACUGCUGCAGACUAAAUACUGGAACACACACACACUAACCUGAUGG